ACAGUUAUUAUUUUAUAGAGAAAAACCAUAAAUAAAACUAUCUUCAGACAUCUCUGACUCUCUCGUCACACACACUGGUUCACUUCCUUUCUCUCAUGGCAACUUCUUUCGCACCGUUUUCCAUUUCAGGAGGAUCUCAUGUGAAGUCAGGUGAGCUGUUGUUAACAAGGCCUUACUCAUGUGGAUUUGGACCUAAGAUCAAUGUUCAAAGAAGAUCAAACCUUUUGAUCAAGAAGAACAACCGCUCUUCAUCAAUUUCUGCUGAAUACCGUGAUAAUGGAGGAGGUGGAGGUGGGGAUUUUCUUGCUGGCUUUCUUCUGGGUGGUGCAGUAUUUGGAACUGUAGCUUAUAUCUUUGCUCCCCAGAUUAGAAGAUCUCUGCUGAAUGAAGAUGAGUAUGGGUUUCGCAAGGCGAAAAGACCAAUAUAUUACGAUGAAGGGUUAGAGAGGACUAAGCAGACCUUAAACGAGAAGAUAAGCCAGCUAAAUUCUGCCAUUGAUAAUGUAUCUUCCCGUUUGAGAGGUGGCAAUAACGUGCCUGCUUCAAAGAUAGAAAGUGAUCCUGAAGUGGAAGCAACUAUGUGAAAAUUCGUGAACUAUGACGAAUUGAAGUUCGAUGUUGUUUUCACGGAUUGGAGGAUAAAACUCUUGUUGCUGAACCGAUAUAGUUUUUCUUUAUGCUGAACUAAUAUAGGUAAAGCUGUCAAUUUUAAACUUUUGCACCCCUUUGGUAAUGGAUCAUUUUUGUUUCUGUGCAUGAUGCUGUUUGGAUUGUGGGGGCAUUCUGCAAUCAUACUUGGUGUUUAUUGUUUGUUAUUUUGAUAAAUACCAAAUACAAUGAACAAAUUCA
This is a messenger RNA of Vigna unguiculata (cowpea), 849 nucleotides long. RefSeq lists its product as uncharacterized. Gene Ontology annotation, cellular component: chloroplast thylakoid membrane; chloroplast inner membrane. NCBI's taxonomy places the organism in Eukaryota, Viridiplantae, Streptophyta, Magnoliopsida, Fabales, Fabaceae. The record is from RefSeq and is a predicted model, not a curated record.